GGAGGAGGAGACCGAGGGUUGCACCGCGGUGGCAGUUCUCCAGGGACGGGCUGGCGGCGCUUUCCCCGCCUCCUUUUCCUUCCCCUCCCCUCGAGAGGUUCGAGCCGUGCGCUUCCCACUUCCGCCCCUCUGCCAUUGGAACGAGCGAAGCCGAGCAAGUUGCGGACCCAGAGCCACCUCUGCGGCACUCCCCCACCUCCUCGUCUUUCUCUCCCUUCUCUUCUUCCCUGGCUAACGCCAACUCCGCAGGCCUCGCCACCGCAGGAGCGCACAGCCCACGCCGCUGCCGACAUGAGCUUCUUGUUUGGUAGUCGCUCCUCUAAAACAUUUAAACCAAAGAAGAACAUACCAGAGGGUUCUCACCAGUACGAGCUCUUGAAGCAUGCAGAAGCCACCCUUGGCAGUGGCAAUCUCCGGAUGGCCGUGAUGCUUCCUGAGGGCGAAGAUCUAAAUGAGUGGGUUGCAGUGAACACUGUGGAUUUUUUCAAUCAGAUCAACAUGCUUUAUGGAACAAUCACAGAUUUCUGUACAGAGGAAAGUUGUCCAGUGAUGUCAGCCGGACCAAAGUAUGAGUAUCAUUGGGCAGAUGGAACAAACAUAAAGAAGCCAAUUAAGUGCUCGGCACCAAAGUAUAUUGAUUACUUGAUGACUUGGGUUCAGGACCAAUUGGAUGACGAAACAUUAUUUCCUUCAAAAAUAGGGGUCCCUUUUCCGAAGAACUUCAUGUCUGUGGCAAAAACUAUACUGAAACGCCUCUUUAGGGUUUAUGCACACAUUUAUCAUCAGCAUUUCGACCCUGUGAUUCAGCUUCAGGAGGAGGCACAUCUGAAUACAUCUUUCAAGCACUUUAUCUUUUUUGUCCAGGAAUUCAACCUAGUUGACAGAAGAGAACUUGCACCACUCCAAGAACUGAUUGAGAAACUCACCUCAAAGGACAGAUAAAGGAUGCAGAACUAUUCCUCAAAUGCAGUUGUGUGGAGUUAUUUAGAUUUCAUUGUAUUUUAUUUUUAUCUCAGUGGCUUUGUCUUAGUUUGGGGGGGCUUGUUUGCAUUCUUUUCUUCUUUAUUCUGAAUAAAUAAAAUUAUAUUCUAUUGUUAGAGGAAGCCAAGAAUCAUUCUCUAUACAUUUGAUAGGGGUAAAUUUUAGUUUUAGUGGCAUAUGGUAUUUUUUUUAACUUGGUUUUGGCUACUUGUGGAAUUUCUGAUAAUAUGUGUUGAAAGAAAAUGCGUAUUGAUUGGACUGCUGAUGGAUGGGGUUCUGUGUUGUGUAAAUGGUGGCCAAUUUUUGAAGUCCCCAAAAGACUUAUGUUUUUAAGUGCCUUGGCAGGCUCACUUCUGAGGUGCAAAGCACAGACAUAGAACCAAACAGGACUUGAAACAAUAUUAGGAUUACUACCCAGGGCACUCACUGAUUUAUGUUUUAAAAUAUCUAUGCUAAAAGCCAUAGUUUACCUAAAUUGAUAAUUUCCAGCUUUUACUACAUUGAGAAAACACAAUUAAUAAAGUUGUGCAUAUAGAACAUAAAAAAAUUAGUAUUUCUUAAUUUUUUAUAUUAAUAGUAAUUCUGUUCAACAAAUGCUUCAAGUUUUAUAAGCAGGCCUUUUUCCAUCUCUUGAUAUCUGUGAUACUGAGACUUGAGGAUGUUGAAAUGCAAUACCUAUUGCAUUUUGUCUUCUUUCAAUAUGCUAACUGCACUGUAGAUGUGAAUAUUCAGGUUAUAUACAGGUUUGCCAUCUUCAGAGGUGAUGCUGAACUGUGAGGUUUCUUAAUAAUUGCCAAAUGAGCCAUAAAUCUGCAGAAUCCCCUUCUACUAUGAGGAAGCAGGGAUAGGGGGUGUGUUUUGUUGCUGGGGGUGGGCACGGUUAGUUUGUAUGGGGAGUUGGGAAUGGAAUUAAGUAUGGGAAAUCAAGUUUCAGAAGGUCCUAUCUUAAAACCCUUGAAUAGAAUGGCAUGAAAAUUUUAAUCAGUUUCUUAUAAGCAGAGUCUCAGAGACUUCUUUUUUAGGAAUCAACUUCCAUGAGAAGUUAAAAAUAAAUUACUAAUUUUAGGUAUAGAUAUUAAAUAUGGGAUUCAAGGACUCUUUGGAGAAAUUGACCACUUUUCAGCAUUUCCAUUCAGUGAAUGGAGCUGGUGUUUGCCUGUCAUUUUUAAAUGAUAAGUAUAUUCUAGGCCCAACUUGAAGCAUUCUGACUUCUGAUUUUCACUGUGAAAGGAAAUACUUUUUGCAGUAAUAUCAAACAAUGAAAGUGCUAAUUCAGUAGUUAUUAAGUUUAUUUUAUUUUCCAUGACUGUCUAGUGAAUUAUUCCCAAGUUCUGAAAAUUAGUUUUUAAAAUAAAUAUUAACAUUUUCAAUUCAGUUUUAUUCUUGAGAUAUAUAUUUUUCAGACUUUGUUUUAAUUUUGUCAUUCCUGGUAAAUCUGCAUCCUUCAUUUAGAAAUAUAUACUUUUUCCCUUGUAGAAGAGAAAUCUUGCUCUGAAAAUACCUAGAAAAGACUCUAAAAUGAAAUCAUUUUGUUUUUGCUGUUAAUAAGUAGGGCAGUGAUACCAUUUAAUGCCAUUCAAUUGUGAUCACUAGGAACUGCUUUGUUCUCCACUUUAUUGAUAGCAGUCGUUCUCCAAGUACCAACAGUAGAAGUUAACAGGAGGGACAGGCAGGGACAAAUACAUUGAACAUUCAUUGGUGAUAUUUAUAAAUAGCAGUGAGAACUAUCUGGUUUCCUUAAAAAAAUCUUUUAGUAUCCAAAUAUGUAAGAUCAACCAUUAUGGGUUGAUUCAAAAAUAAAAUUCGGCAUCAAGUUAUUGGGGUCUUAUCUGUUUAGGAAAAUGAAGCAAAUGAUUACUCAAGUAGUCUUUCAUAGUGCAUUUGACUUUGGAUCAACCUCGAAAUAAAAGUGUUGCAAUGGCCAAGUGUAGAGAGAAUAGUGAAAAAUUGUUCUUGCUCUUUAAGCCUUAUACAGUACACUGUAAAAAUGCAAAAAAUGUUUCUAUAGGUUAAUGUUUAGUAGUAGGACCUACUGUAUGUAUAUACCAGUAUACAUACAGUAUAUACAGUGGGACCUACUUUCCCACUCUAUGUAUAUAGGAGUUUGUUGUCACUGUGCCAGAAUCUCAGGUGCCUGCUUCUGAGUAUUCCUUUAAACAGAGUUAUUGGGAAGUAAUGAGUUAUGUAUGUGUAUAUAUGGUAACCAAGUAGGGAAGUUCUCCCAGGGAGAGACCUGGCAUUGUACAUGCUGUUACAUGGCUACAAGUAGGGAAACAUUCACCAGAGCAUGUGAGAAAUAACUGAUUUAAUAAAAAAAUUGCUUUGAUUCACUCAGUUAUCAUGAGCAUUAGUGAGAUAUAAGGAUCAAAUCUUGGCUCUGCAGCAGAACUUGCUUAUAACUGCUUAUUGGAUUAUUUCCAGAUUUCUUUAUUAAGUUUAUAAAUAACCAAGAUAAGGAUUUUCCCCCUGUUCUUUGUACAGAGUUGUAAAACAGAAGUUGGCUUUCUCAUCUGCUAACAAAAGCAUAUCAAACAAAGUAGUAAGUUAACAUAGUAUUAUUUUCACAAUGCUUUGGUUAAAUGUUGAUAUGAAGGAAGUUUCAGGAAUUAUUUUAAGUGAUGGAGUAAUGGUGUUGGAGAGAAGUUAACAAAGUGAAAGUCUUUAGGUUAGCAGUAGAUGGUGCUACUACUGGCUUUCAUUUGCUGACUUGAUUACUCUGUUUCUUAUAAAACCCAUUGCAUUAAACUGCACUAAAACAGAAGCAUGUAUGUAAACUAACUGUUUGGAGGUUAGUUUAUCUUAAAUUGAAAGAUUUUUAGAUUGCUAUUGCUUUUUACCGUUGUCAUUUGGAAAUUCUAAAUGGUCGGCAUAAAAUGUAUUUGGUUGGAGAUGACAUGUUCAGUGUGCAGUGUAUCUCAGACUGAAUUACGGCCUGUUUUAUCAGGAAGGAUAAAGCACUGCAAUUGCUUGUAUUCAGAAGUACAGAUGAUGUGGAUAUUUAUAUUUUACAUUUAAUCUACCAGACUCCAUUUUAUGUAUUAGCAUUUUCCUUGCUUAUGGGAAAAUAGCAAAAUGACAGAUUUCUUUUAUACCUGUGUCUACACCCUCUCUGAGAGAGGUAUUGAUAACCACUGAAAUGGUAAGAUAAGUGAGAUGCAAUUACUAAGUUGUAGGACUUUUGAAAUAAACGUGUUAUACCUUAAACAUCCAAAUGAGAGUUGGUCUUCAGGCUUGUUCCUUUGGGAGCGCUACUCACUCCAUUUGUGCUGCAGUGGUGUGGAGUUUCGGGAAUGCUUUCAAAGGGGCCUUGAGGACCAUUUUGUGACUAUGCAAGAGGAUCUAUUUUAGCAUUUUAGUUGCACCAAAAACUGUUUUUGGCAAAUAAUGUGACCUGUCUCAUUCACCAAACUGUCUCUGCUUUGCUGUUUUCUUUUCUUAGUGCUAAACUAUUAGAGAAGUUCAGAAGAAUAUGCCAUAGGUUCUGAAUUUGCAGAAGAGAAUGUUUUGAGCAUAGGUAGCAUCAUUUAAUAAAUGUCACUACUUUGAAGUAGACUAUAUCAUUUGGAUGUAUAGGAUUUAUUUUUUUUAAUUUAGUUGAAUUAUUUUUCAGUUAAAUACAAUAAUAAAAAGUCAAAGUCCUUAUCUUAUUUUGUUUUUUGGUCCUUUCCCUGAUAAUUCUUGAAUUCCAUCUUGACUACUGUAAAAUUGUUUUGAUUGAAGGAAACAAAAAAGUGGAUCCCAUAAUUAAAAUAUAAGUAGUCUAAGGAAACAACAGCCUUUACCUCCAUUCCUUUUUUAAAAAAAUUUUCACCCAGAUGAACAAUUUGAAUUUAAAGAACAGAGAGCAUUUUACAAAGAAAUUGGAAUAAAUUUUAUAUAUUAAUUAGGCUGAGUUUUAGGCCUACAUAUCAUUGAUAAAAUAAAUAUUUAAAAUUUUAUAACCAUUUCAUAUAUCACUUAAAACUUUAACAUUGUGAAUGUCUCUUUAAAAGAUGUGGGACCAGAAGUCUAUUUAUAAUUUGAAAAUGUGUCUGCAUACCAGGAAGAAAAACUUUAUUUUGAAAUUUAUCUGGAAUAUUAAAGAAUAUACCAAUUCUUAGAUAUCCUGUUUUAGACCUAUAUUUUAAGGACCAUUUCUAAAGUAAUUUAAAUAAGUUUUGUUAUAAUGUUAAAAUUCACCAUAGGAAUUAACUGUUGUUUAGCUGUCGUUUAGUGGUGUCUGAGAUACAUACUCAGAGGGAAAUCUAUCUCAAGCUUUAAUGAAAAAAUUUAAUUUUGAGAUGUAUUAACAAUUCUGACUGCAGACAAUUUGAAUUUUUAGGGUUUUCCUAAAGAGCUAAUCAAAUGGGAAGAAUUCAUUUGAAGCUAUAAAAGUGUGCCCCAUGUAUGCUAAUUUGUAGUUGAACUGAUAACAUAAACUUUGACUAAAGAGAGAAAAUGCAGAUUAAAAUACUGAGUAUUCUCAAUUUUGCUGGUGUGAUGCAAAUUUCUUUAUCUACGUAUAAUACUCUAUGAUGGAUAACUUUGGAUUUCACUUUUCAAAGAUCCAUAGUGAAGUCUCCAGGGCUUUCCCAGCUUUAUGUUUACUUGUCAUCCCCUUCUUUUUGGAGGCAAAUUACUUCCUUACUGCUGUUGACUUCUGUACCUCCCACCACCCCGAAACACACCCACUUGAAAAACAAAGCAGGCUGAUAAGUGCAGGUCUUCAUUGUCAGAGCUUCUGUGCUUGCUGUCAAUACUUAGGUUUUAGCGGAACUGUUGAAAAAUGCUAAUUCUAUAGGCAUUUGUUGUUGACAGCUUUCUUUAAAUAUGUAAUUGCAGUUGAGACCAUAAGUGAUAUAAAUUAAUAAUUUUUGUUAAUAUUUAAUUUCUCAUAUUAUUAUUAUUGUGUUUCUUACUGGUUUGCACAUUUUUCUCUUUUGUUUCUGAAAUACUUAACUGUGCAGUUUGUAAAAUAGAUUAGAUUAGUACAUUUUCAUUUUAAGAACACUUUUCUCCUUAAAUUAUUCUGCCAAGAUAACUAUUUUUAGGGGAAAUAGUUUUUUAAAGCCACUAAAUUGUAUUUGUUAUUUUUAUACAUGCAUAACUAGGGUGCUGAGUGCGCUAGUCUUGUGGGGGAACACUUAACUUCUGUUCUAGUUGAACAUUUCUAAUACAUUAUUACUUAAAAUUAUCUAGAAACAAUGUCAUGAAAUCUAGCUUUGAGGGCGAAUACAGUAUAGAUGAGAACACUUAAAAGUCUGAGCAGAAAUCGAUUAUGAGGACAAAAGCAGAAUACUGCCAGUGCCAUAGAAUGGAAGUCUAGGCGCAGUGUCGACAUUGUGCACGCAUUGCAGAGAAUGUAUACAGACAGGGGUCCUGCUCCAUCGGACACGGACAGUUUCUCAAUUAAAGUAGUUGAAAGGGAAAAGAGGCCUAAAAUAUGAAAUGUAACAUGGAUGCUGUGUUGUAAACUGUGCCAAAAUUACUCAAAUUGUAGUUAUUAUCAAAGUUUAACUGCUUUAUCUUUUUUGUUUUCAAAGAGGAUACUGAAUGUCUGAAAAUCGAUAACAUGUUUUGAGAGAUGUAAAUAAUGUAUACAGACUUGUAUGUGAUGGGAUGGGAAGAAAUAUUUAAAUUUAGGUUUUUUUUUAAAGGGAGAAAUGAUGUUUAUUACAAAAAUUAAUAAAUAGUUAUGUUUGGCCAUGAA
This is a messenger RNA of Artibeus jamaicensis (Jamaican fruit-eating bat), 6670 nucleotides long. It is a transcript of the gene MOB1B, whose product is annotated as MOB kinase activator 1B. Bases 292 to 942 code for a protein of 216 amino acids. Gene Ontology annotation, molecular function: protein kinase activator activity. Gene Ontology annotation, biological process: positive regulation of protein phosphorylation; hippo signaling. The transcript has 6 exons. The record is from RefSeq and is a predicted model, not a curated record. NCBI's taxonomy places the organism in Eukaryota, Metazoa, Chordata, Mammalia, Chiroptera, Phyllostomidae. Gene Ontology annotation, cellular component: cytoplasm; nucleus.